Impatiens glandulifera is the source of this 1274-nucleotide messenger RNA. RefSeq lists its product as uncharacterized. The record is from RefSeq and is a predicted model, not a curated record. NCBI's taxonomy places the organism in Eukaryota, Viridiplantae, Streptophyta, Magnoliopsida, Ericales, Balsaminaceae. Bases 131 to 949 code for a protein of 272 amino acids. The transcript has 7 exons.
AGUUGACUCUCUCUUUCUCUCUCUAAUGGCAGAAAAUUAAUGGACUCCUCCUUGAGGUUUUGCCGGUUUAGUUUUUGGUAACCAAAGAAUCCCGCUUUCUCUCUUCUCGCUGUGGGCAUCUAAAGAAACGAUGAACGGGGCUUCGAAGGCAGCUUUGUUAGGUUCCCAGGCCAACAUCUUUCACGCAAGGGCGGCCCUUUUCCAUUCAACACCCGUCGUGGAUCGCAAAAGACGCACCUAUUGGGAGUCUGGUGGAAGUGCUGAUAGAGAAACAUCCAAGAGACGCAACUACUAUGCCAAGAGGUUCAGAAAGCUACAUGCAAAACAAUCAUUGCUGCGGAAUGCCAGCGCUUUUGCAGAGCACAUCUUCCAGAAUUGGAAGGAUGGCAAUGAUGAUGACACAUCUCUUGGUCAAGAGAGCUCAUGGUUUAGAAAUGAAUUUAAUGGUGGUAAGGGGGGUGCCAGACGAAGUUCCAACCACACCAAAGGACAACAUUUUUCAGCCAGAAGAGAUUUCAAUUUCUGUGAGGAUGAAAGCGACAUUGAGACGAUUUUCCGCUCUGCAUUUGGUGGGAAUAAGGGUUUCUGCUGGUUUGUUCAUGAUGAAUUUCCACCUCGGGGAAGCUCAUCCAGCAGUUACUCAAAUAGUUAUAGGACUUCAUGGAAUUGGAAACAUCGGGAUGAAGAUGAAGAGGAUUAUGAGUCAUCAGCAGAGUCUGAGUACGAGUCUAAUAAUGCUUACUUAAAAUUGGCUUCAGAUAGAAAUGCUCUUGGAUUGAGUAUUUCAGGUCCAUUGACGCUAGAAGAUGUUAAAAAUGCGUAUCGAACAUGUGCACUAAAGUGGCAUCCAGAUCGUCAUCAUGGCUCUUCCAAGGCUAUUGCUGAGGAAAAGUUCAAGACCUGCAGUGCAGCAUACCAAUCACUGUGCGAUAGGAUGGCCGUUAACUGAAGAUCUUGACAGAGUGCUCAAGCACUUCUCAAUUUGACCUAAUAAGUUAUUUUAGUAUUGAUAUUAGAAUAGCUGGGGUAACUGAUUUUCCUUUGAUUCAUCAGUUUAGCUUCUUCAUUGAUCAUUGUACAAUGGGAAUUACAAAAGCCCAUUUUUUCAUUUUUUUUUUUACUUUUCAAGAUAUUGUAAUUUUAUUCAUUUAGCAUUUAUAGAGAAGAUUGACAUAUAUCAUUGCAGACUUAAGACUGCUAUAAAGGCUUGGAUAGAUGUAACCAACUCUUUGUUCUUUGUUCAGCGAAUAACAUCGAGAAUUUGGUUUUGUAAA